Messenger RNA from Pyrus x bretschneideri (Chinese white pear), 5376 nucleotides. RefSeq names its product disease resistance protein RPV1-like. The coding region runs from base 160 to 4203 and encodes 1347 amino acids. Gene Ontology annotation, molecular function: ADP binding. Lineage: Eukaryota; Viridiplantae; Streptophyta; Magnoliopsida; Rosales; Rosaceae. Gene Ontology annotation, biological process: signal transduction; defense response. The transcript is spliced from 4 exons. The record is from RefSeq and is a predicted model, not a curated record.
AAAGUGACCCUUUCUUUCCUGGCAACUUCCAAGCGCCCCCCUGGAGAUGCAUCUCAUUUUUCUAGUGAGAACCAAUGAAGGGGGUCGUUGACCAGCAAUCUUGAGUUUGUUAAGGGGCUACUUGAGAAUCACAUUAGGCUGUCGAUCUUGUGCUUGUUGAUGGCUUCUUCUUCUUCAUCUGUUCCUGAUUGCAAAUACGAUGUCUUCUUGAAUUUUCGAGGCGAAGACACUCGCAAGACCUUCAUCGGCCAUCUCCACAAAGCUCUGGUUCGGAACUCAAUCAACACCUUCAUUGACGCUGAAGAGCUCAGAAAGGGCAACGGCCUUUCGCAGCUACUGACGGCUAUAAGCGACUCGAGGCUUUCGGUUGUAGUUUUUUCUCCAAACUACGCUUCUUCCACAUGGUGCUUGAAAGAACUCGUCCAAAUCCUGCAGUGCAUGGAUCAGAAGAAGCAGAUUGUGAUUCCCAUCUUCUACGAAGUAGACCCAGCUGAUGUUCGUAAAAUCAAGGGAAGUUUUGAGGAAGCAUUUUCUAAACAUGAACAUGAUCCUAACGCCGACAUGGAAGAAGUGCAGCGGUGGAGGUCCGCUUUACAAAGAGCCCCCGAUUUAUGUGGCUGGGAUUCACAAAAUUACCAGGAUGAUGCCAAGCUUGUUGAGUUGAUUGCAGAUGAUAUUUUUAAGAAAGUGAUCAACAUCCCAUCAAGUGAAAAGAAUGGCUUGGUUGGAAUGGAUUCCCGCUUAAAGAAAAUGGAUUCACUAUUAUGUCCCGAGGUCGAUAACGUUGGCUUUGUUGGAAUAUGGGGUAUGGGCGGUAUAGGCAAAACCACCAUCGCUAGAGCUGUGUAUGAUAAAAUCAAUCAUCACUUCGAAGGUCGUUGCUUUCUUGAAAAUGUGAAGCGACGUUUUCCCUCAACUGAUGCAGGUGAAGCGCCACUAGAUAUGCAGGCAGAAAUUCUAUCUAGUAUCACAGAUAUGAAGGUGGGGAGUUCAGAGAUUUUGAGAAAUGGUUUUCAGAAGAUGAUGGAAAGAGUUGGUAAGAAAAAAGUUUUACUUGUUCUGGAUAAUGUGGAGAGUUCAUCCCAAAUUGAAGCCUUAAUUGGAAAGCAACCUUCAUUUGGUGGCGGAAGUCGAAUCAUUAUAACAACUAGAGAUAAACAGUCACUAAGUAGACUUGGUGAUCAGAUAUAUGAGCCCGAGUUGUUAAAUGACGAUGAUGCUCUCAAGCUGUUUAGGCAGUAUGCUUUGAGUACAAAGCAACCCACAGAAGAAUACAUUGAUCUGUCAGGCCAUUUCAUAAAAUAUGCUCAAGGUUUGCCUUUAGCACUCAAAGUCUUGGGAGCAUUUCUCGAUGACAAAAGUGUACUUGUGUGGAAAGAUGAGUUAAAGAAAAUAGCGAGAAACCCGCACCCGGGAAUCCAAAAAGUCCUUAGAACAAGCUAUGAUGGACUAGAUGAUUUGCAGAAGGCAAUAUUUCUAGAUAUUGCAUGUUUCUUUAAACAAAUGAAGAAAGACUUGGCAACAAGGAUUAUGGAGGGUUGUGACUUCCAUCCCCAUACCGGAUUAGACGUUCUAGUUGGUAGAGCUCUUGUCACUAUCUCAUCUGAUGGUGUACUCGAGAUGCAUGAUUUAAUAGAGGAAAUGGGUCACCAAAUCGUACGCCAGGAAUAUAUAAAGGAGCCUGGAAGGCGCAGCAGAUUGUGGAGCUGUGAAGAUGUUCAUUAUGUGCUAAAUAAAAAAAAUGCUAUGGAAGCAGUUGAAAGCAUAAUUGUGCAAUGGCCACACUCAAACAAUGUGGUGGAAUUAGAUAUCGCCCUUGCUCAAAUGCCAAAACUAAGACUACUCAGAGUCCAUACCCACUGUUUACUACCAGAGGGCGAGCCGGCCGAUGAUCACUGGCAAUACGAGAAUCUAAAGUUUCUCUCUGAAAAACUAAGUUAUCUGUUUUGGAACAAAUGUCCCCUAAAGUCUUUAUCGUCCAAUUUUAACCCAGAGAAUCUUGUUGAAAUUGACAUGCAAUGUAGUUGGGUUGAACACCUCUGGAAAGGAACUGAGCGUCUUGGAAAGUUGAAAAUUAUCAAUUUAAAAGGCUCUUAUCGUCUUAAGGAAACGCCGGACUUCACUAAGGCAAAGAAUCUUGAGAAGCUAAUUCUUGGUGGAUGCACAAGUUUAUAUGAGGUUCACCCAUCCAUUUCUGCCCUUGAAAAACUUGUCCUCUUGGAUCUAAGUUGGUGCGGCGAACUCAAGUCCUUUUCAAGGAGCAUUUGUAUGAAAUCUCUUGAAACCUUUGAUCUCUCUUUUUGCUCAAAACUUGAGAAGUUUCCAGAGAUUUCCAAAGUUAUGGAGAAGCUUUCAAAGCUUUAUUUGCAAGGGACUGCAAUGAAAGAAGUGCCUCGAUCGAUUAACAACCUUACAGGGCUUGUUACUUUGAAUCUUAAAUAUUGCAGAGAACUUGAGAUUCUUCCAAGCAGCAUUGUUCAACUCAAGUCCCUGCAACUUCUUAAUCUUUCUGGUUGUCCAAAGCUCAAGGCCUUUCCAGAAAAUGUCGGAAAUAUGGAAAGAUUAAGAGAGCUUCGCUUGGAUGAGACAUCUGUUGAAGGCCUUGCCCCAUCAAUUUCAUCUCUUCAAAACCUUGAGAUUUUGAGUCUAAGGCAAUGCAAGAAACUUCAUAGUCUUCCAAGGAACAUUCAUAUGAGAUCUCUUCGAACCCUUAAUUUUUCCAGCUGCUUCAAUCUGUAUAAUUUUUCAGAAAUUCCUGAAGUUAUGAACCUAUUAGAGCUUAAUUUAGAUGAGACUGAUAUUUCAGAACUGCCCUUGUCCAUCAAAAAUUUUACGGGACUCGUUACCCUGAGCCUGAAGGAUUGCAGAAGAUUAGAGAUUCUUCCAGGCAGCAUUCAUAUGAGAUCUCUUCAAGCCCUGAAUGUUUCUGGCUGCUCAAAUCUGAGGAAUUUACCCGAGUUUCUAAAAGUUACGGAGAACCUAACAGAGCUUCAUUUAGAUUGGACUUUAGUUGCAGAAGUUUUUCUCGGCCAAGAAAAUUUUAAGUUUUCAGGGAUUGCAAUUGAAGAAUUGCCAUCCAUAAUUUAUAGUCUUACGGGACUUGCUACCUUGACGCUACGGUAUAGCAAAGACUUUGAGAGUCUUACAAGCAGCAUUUGUCAGCUCAAGUCCCUAAAUUAUCUCUCUCUUUCCGGUUGUACAAAGUUUAAGGUGUUUCCAGACAUAUUAGAAAAUAUGGAAAGAUUAGCCAGCCUUGAUUUGGAUAACACAUAUAUCAGAGAGCUUCCUGCAUCAAUUGAACGGCUUCAGGGACUAGUGUCGUUAAAUCUGAAAAACUGCAAAAGCCUGGUCUAUCUUCCGAACAGUAUCUGCAAUUUGUUAAGUCUCGAAUGGCUCACUCUCAAUGGGUGCUCAAAACUUUCGAAGUUGCCUGAAGAUUUAUGGUAUUUGAAGCGCCUUGACAUAAAGGGAACUGGUAUACAUGGUUACUGCCCAGAACAGCAAUUCAUCAAUUUGGGGGGUUUGGCUCAGUUUCGAAGCACUGCACCUAAGAUUAAUGCCAUGGUCCCAAACAUUGAGCAAAAUGAGGCGGUGGCUGAUGUUGAAUCCCGCCUUCCCUGGAUGUGGCGCCAUGUGGAAGAGAGGCAGGAUCUAUGCGGAAGUCAAGCUAUGUGGAAGAGAUAUGUGGAAGGGAAGGGGCGCUAUGUGGAAGAGAGGCAGCAGGAUAUUGUGGAAUCAAGCUAUGUGGAAAAGAUGCGGCGUUAUGCGGAAGAAGCGGCAGCGGAAAGGCGCUCUGCGAAAGAGAUGCGGUGGCGCUCUGCGACAGCGGCGGCAGUGGAAGAGAUGCAGCGCUGCUAUGCGAAAGAAGCGGAAGAGAUACUGCGGCGUUAUGCGGAAGAAGCGGAAGAGAUGCGGCGCUGCUAUGCGAAAGAAGCGGAAGAGAUGCGGCGCUGCUAUGCGAAAGAAGCGGAAGAGAUGCGGCGGCGCUAUGCGGAAGAAGCGGAAGAGAUGCGGCGGCGCUUUGCGAUAACGAAAGAGAUGCGGCGGCGCUUUGCGAAAGAAGCGAAAGAGAUGCGGCGGCGCUUUGCGAAAGAAGCGGAAGAGAUGCGGUGGCGCUUUGCGGAAGAAGCGGAAGAGAUACGGCUGCGCUCUGCGAAAGAAGCGAAAAAGAUGUGGUGGCACUCUGUGGAAGAAGCGGAAUAAGCGGUAGAGUGGCACUCUGUGGAAGAAUCGGAAGAAGCGGUAGAGAUGUGGCGGCGCUCUGCGAAAGAAGUGGAAGAGAUGCGGCGGCUCUUUGCUAAAGAAGCAGAAGAGAUGCGGCGGCUCUUUGUGAAAGAAGCGGAAGAGAUGCGGCGACUCUGUGCAGAAGAAGCGGCAUAGAUGCGGCGCAUCUAUGUAGAGAAGCGGCAGCAGCGACAUUUGGAAGAGAAGUGGCAGCGACUUUGACCUUUGGAAGAGAUCAAACGUUGACGUUUAGGGCUGGGUUUUACCCUAAAAUGCCUGGGUACCUGUUUCUAAGGGGUAAUCAUAUUUAAACUCAUUUGUUUUCAUUUCACCCACCGAUGUGGGACUGCCAACAAAUUUUUCAUCACAUUUUGACUGAUCCUGAGGAGUCAAGCUAUUUGGAAGAGAUGAUGCAGCGACGUUGACGUUUGGAAGAGGAGGCAGCAAUGUCUGGAGUUCCUUGAGGUAGAGGGAACUGUAGCAUCUCUCUCUUUAAAAACGAUAAUUUCUCAGCACUUAAGGGUAUUUGGAUCAGUGUCAGAGCACUGCACCUUUGAGUGAUAUGGUGGACUUAAGCUACGGGGAAAAGGAGGCGGUGGCUUUUAAGGCAAUUUUGAGUGAUCUCAAGCAGUCGAGACAUGAGGAAGAGAAGGAGGAGAAGGCGGUGGCAGCCUCAAGGAGAGGUGGGGGGAUAUGGGGUUGUAUCUGUGGGUCACGGGGUGAUGGGGAUUGAGGUAUUUAGCGCAUCAUCACUGAUAUAGUAGCAAGACUAAGGGACCUGCGAGAGGGAAGAAAUGGUGAUUUUGUGUGGUAAGAGUUUGCGACUCCUUCGUGUUUUGAGUUGGUUUCUGCUUCUGAGAGCUCUUUUAUUUAGUUUUUGGCUUUUUGGGGUAUUUCUUGCUUCACCUGCGGUUGGUACGUGGUAAGUAUUUACUUAUCCGUAUGUGUUGUAAAGUUGCUUUUUCUUUCUCUUCGAUCAGGUAAUGUAUUGUUAGUGAUUAAGCCUUGAAUUGGAAAUGGAUGGCUGAGAUUAAACUAGCUCAUAAGCUAUGAUUGUGCCGACUGUCAUAGUAGCUGACUUUGUUUUAGAUAUACUCGUGCAAGACACAUGAGUAUGAGAAGCAUGUGAUGCAUGUGAAAUUUGUGACGAUU